UAUAAUAACAGGACAAUGUAAAAACCCUUAUAUAGUAUCACAAAUCUGCAAUUAUCUCCAAGAGAUCUUCCAAUUAACCAACCAGUGAUCAAUUCCAUGGCAGACAUAGUUUCAAAAACAUUUGAUGAAAAUGAAGAUUUUCGCACUCUCAUAGUAUCAGAUGAUGAGUGCGCGGAGGAACUUCAACUCCAAGAGGUUCUUGCAGCCUCCUUAGGAAUUUUCCACCUUCACAUGUCAUCAGAAAUCCAAGAAUCCCCUGAAUCAUCCCAAAGUUCCUGUGACAUUUGUAUGGAGACAAAAGUUGCAAGCGAAAUGUUCAAACUCGAAAAUUGCUCUGAUCAUUCUUUCUGUUCUGAUUGCAUAGCCCAAUAUGCUCAGUCUAAAAUUCAAGACCACAUUUUCUCAGUAACUUGUCCAGGUUUGAAAUGUCGCGUGACAAUUGAACCUGCUUCUUGUAAAUCCAUCAUCCCGGAAAAUAUAUUUGAAAAAUGGGAAGGGGGAUUGAGUGAGUCAACUCUUCUUGAUUGCGAAAAGUUUUAUUGUCCUUAUAAAGAUUGUUCAGAGCUGCUGAUUUAUGAUCUAGAUCAGGACAUAGUUGAGUGUUUAUGUCCUGCAUGCCAAAGGCUGCUCUGCGCCCCGUGUGGUGUCCCUUGGCAUGUUGGGCUUGAUUGUGACAAUUUCCAAAAGGAUGAAAAAGAUAGAGAAGAUGAUUUGAAGGUUGAGGAACUUGCUAAUGACUCCAAAUGGAUGAGAUGCCCUCAUUGCAAACAUUUUGUGCAGAAGGCUGAUGGCUGUAUACACAUAACCUGCAGGUGUGGAACUGAAUUUUGCUAUGUAUGUGGAGGAACAUGGAGUGAAAGCCAUUGGAGUUGUCAGAUAAGUGAAUGAUACCAGAUUGCCUCUAAAGAACUGCUAUUUAUUUGCUGAAUAACUAGGUGGAUCGAAAAAAACAUGGCUAUGCUUAACAAUAAAACACUCUGUAAGGCCCACAUGCUCUUCUUGAUCUGGAGGUCAUGGGCUAAGUCGACCGUAAGGAGAGAGGUUCAAAAUGCCGCCUAAAAAGGAGAGAAGAAAUGACUCUUAUCUAUCUUAUCUUCUGAGAUGAAUAUCCAAAAAGAAUAAUUCCUUCUUUUCGGACGGGCAACUGAUAUCAGAUGCUGGAUGUUUGUUGUCCACUAGACUUUUUAUGUUUGUUUGUUUGUUUGUUUGUUUGGUAUGAUGUAUGUAGUUCAUUCAGUAUUGGGAAUUGGACCUUGAAUUGGAUAUCAAAAAGGAAAAUGAUUCAGCAUAA
Capsicum annuum is the source of this 1291-nucleotide messenger RNA. Its product is annotated as E3 ubiquitin-protein ligase RSL1. The record is from RefSeq and is a predicted model, not a curated record. Gene Ontology annotation, molecular function: zinc ion binding; ubiquitin protein ligase activity; ubiquitin conjugating enzyme binding. The transcript is spliced from 2 exons. Gene Ontology annotation, biological process: positive regulation of proteasomal ubiquitin-dependent protein catabolic process; ubiquitin-dependent protein catabolic process; protein polyubiquitination. Lineage: Eukaryota; Viridiplantae; Streptophyta; Magnoliopsida; Solanales; Solanaceae. The coding region runs from base 97 to 888 and encodes 263 amino acids. Gene Ontology annotation, cellular component: cytoplasm; ubiquitin ligase complex.